UUUUGAGUGUAUCAGCUGUUUUCUCUGCUUCUUCUUUCUCCAGCUGUAUUUAAUUUUUUGUUCACUUGCCAUGAACGAUCCAAACAAAGCCAUCAGUGUGAAUCUCUCCUCGCUGCUCAGCUUAAAGGCGGAAUUGCUAAGGAAGCAGCAUGAAGUCAGACUGGCCAAGGCCACCAAGGCAUCCGCCACCGAGUUCCGGCCCAACAAAAGCAGCAGCGACAACAAGGAUAAAUCCACAGAUCGCGGCUACAAGAAGGUCGAGAGCAGCGACGACGGCACCAAGGUGUACGAGGCGGAGGACCAGGCUCAGUUGGACAAAUCCCGACGCGUCCUGGAGGCCAAGAGCAAGUUCUACGACCGAAUGAGCCGCAGCGGCGGCAACCUGAACUCCGAUGACAACUGCCUGGUGAUGUUCAACCGCAAGAAGCAAGAGGCGGACCAGGAGCAGUCGCCGCAGAGGUGUGAUUCCCGCCAAAGGCUGAGCAGCAGCAGCAGUUCUGGUUCCAGCACAGAAGAUGAGGGUCAGGAGGAUGACGAGGUGGAGUACGUGGAUUGCCUGGGACGCACACGAAAGUGUAUGCGAAGGGACCUAAAAGAGGCUCAGCGACGCGACAGGCAGCUGGCUGACAGCAUGCCGGAGCGCCUGGAUCAGACCAAGGCCAACUGGAUGAUAGACACCAAAGGCAACCGCGAACAAGGCCGUGCCCAUAACAGCGAUAGCGACGAUGAUGGUGAGCCCAUCAUUGGACCACGACCCACGGAAAGUGUCUUCAGCGAUGCCCUGUCCACAAUGACUAAACACGAUGAGCAGCGCUUGAACUGGGAGCGCAAAGAGGUGGAGAAUUUCGACAAGCCCGAUGUCCACUACCAGGAUGUCUUCUUCGAUGAGGCGCGCACCCACGGCGUUGGCUACUAUGCCUUCUCCACGGACGAGGACGAGCGCAGGAAACAGCAGCUGGAGCUGGACGAAGCCCGCAAGGCCACGAACGCGGAGCAGAGCCGGCGGGACGAGAUGCGCGCCAAACGGGACACCCUUGUGGCGGACCGCGUUCUGGCGGCCAAGAACAGGAUACGGGCACGCAACGGCUUGCCACCGAUCAGCAAGGAGGACUACGAGCUUGAGCAACAGCAGAGGAAUGCGGAAUCAGCGGCCGAAGCCGCAGAACGUGAGCGGGAAGAGCAGGAAAAGCAGGCAAUUAUUGACAAAAAAAAGGCAAAGGAGGAAGCCGAACUGGAGGAGUUACGCAAAGAGCACGUACGCGAUUGGGACAAGGACAAGCCUGGUGUGUCUAAAACUCGUCUCGAUGCGGAUGGCGAAGAAGCCCCAGAGGAAGAGUGGAAGUACAAGGCCGAGAGGCUGCCCAUGUCCCAGGAGGAGUGGAACGAGAAGCAGCGGGCCCAGCGGCAAGCAGAGUUUGCUCCGAUGCAGGAGCCCGUUUCCCUUAAGCGCAGCAACUUCAGCAGCAUGCCACCACCGCCGUCAGCGGUGUGGCACAGCGGCCAGGAGCCAGAGUUUCACAACUUCCACAGCACCAGGCAGGAGAAGAAGUUCCAACGACGCAACUAUGCAGCCUGCAACGAUGAUGAUCACGAUCAAGUGCCCGGUUCUUCAGUCCGUGGUGGCCUGGGUGCAGCUAUUCCUCCACCUCCUGGUUUGGAUGACUUCGCUGCACCACCCACAGCGAAACGGCCCAAGAGUCAGGCCGAUCUAGAGCGCUCGAUCGAAGCGGGACUGCGCUUCCUGCGCGACAACUGCGACAAGGGCGUCCUGGGCAACAAGGCCACCUGGACGGCCAAGGCGGAUUACUAAGUUAAGGCAAGGCUUACCCUUCAUUUA
Drosophila gunungcola (fruit fly) is the source of this 1837-nucleotide messenger RNA. Its product is annotated as coiled-coil domain-containing protein 174. NCBI's taxonomy places the organism in Eukaryota, Metazoa, Arthropoda, Insecta, Diptera, Drosophilidae. The record is from RefSeq and is a predicted model, not a curated record. The coding region runs from base 71 to 1810 and encodes 579 amino acids. Gene Ontology annotation, cellular component: nucleus. The transcript has a single exon.